Messenger RNA from Daldinia caldariorum, 765 nucleotides. RefSeq lists its product as uncharacterized. The transcript has a single exon. Lineage: Eukaryota; Fungi; Ascomycota; Sordariomycetes; Xylariales; Hypoxylaceae. The record is from RefSeq and is a predicted model, not a curated record. The coding region runs from base 1 to 765 and encodes 254 amino acids.
AUGGCGACUUAUUACGCAGCUCCCCGCGAGAAGCGUUAUCACAAGUACAAGAAGGUUCUUUACUUGGAUCCUCCUACCAACGGUAGCAAGACCGUCCGCACUCGCGUCACUACUAUUAUUCCUCCUCCUGAGCCGGAGUACGAGCAUAUCCCGUCUCCACCACCACCCGUCCAAGCGCUCCCGGAACCCAUACAUCAUCAUCAUCAUCAUCACACACCACCACCACCAUCGGUCGUCGUCGAACCUCUGCCGCCGCCGCCUCCAACGCCAGCGCCCAUGCCCGCGCCUGUAUACCACUACCCCGAGCCCGUGCACUACUACCCCGAGCCCGCGCGGGAACCCGAACCCGAGCCGGACGUCGGCAUCGAGGUCAUCGCCGUGGACGUGGAUCCCGACCAGUCCAGCACGUCCGGGCGGUCGCGGGCCUCGCGGAGCUCCAAGAGCUCGUCGCGCAGCUCCAAGUCGUCGUCCUCCUCGUCGCGCAGCAGCGGCGGCGGCCGCAGCAGCAGACACGGCCGGGAGCGCGAGGUGUACAUCGAGCGCGAGAGGGUGGUGCCCGUCCCCGUGCGCGUGCCCGUUCCUUACCACGUGCACCACGUCGAGAUCGAGCAGCCCGAGCAGCAUCAUCACCAGCACAACCAGCACCAGGACUCGUUCCGCUACAUAGAAGCGCCGAGGCGGUACGAGCCUCCCCGCCGUCGGAGCCCCGACCACGAGAUCGUUAUUGAGGAUCAUCGCCAUCGGAAGUACAUCCGUGACGGCUGA